Messenger RNA from Diabrotica virgifera virgifera (western corn rootworm), 26389 nucleotides. It is a transcript of the gene cic, whose product is annotated as putative transcription factor capicua. The coding region runs from base 254 to 4894 and encodes 1546 amino acids. The transcript has 14 exons. Gene Ontology annotation, biological process: regulation of transcription by RNA polymerase II. Gene Ontology annotation, molecular function: DNA-binding transcription factor activity, RNA polymerase II-specific; RNA polymerase II transcription regulatory region sequence-specific DNA binding. NCBI's taxonomy places the organism in Eukaryota, Metazoa, Arthropoda, Insecta, Coleoptera, Chrysomelidae. Gene Ontology annotation, cellular component: nucleus. The record is from RefSeq and is a predicted model, not a curated record.
GGGAUCACUUUAUUUAAUAUCUGUUCUGUUCUUUAGUUUUUGUGGGUGUUCCAAGAAAAGAAAUGUUGAGAUAUCGUAAAACUAAUAACAGGGCAAUAACAACAAAAUAUCUAAAUGUUUUGAUCUAUGAUUGUAUCAAUGGAUUUCUACCUAAUGUCAGAAAAACCACAGUGCAAAAAUGCUUCAAGAUUGCCAUUUAGAACCUACUCUUAAAAGUUAACUCUCCAUUGGACACCUUAGGUAGUGUUCAAACAUGGAAAUGGGGGUACGAAAGUUACCCAAAAAACGAAAAUUUGAUCCCUCAGAACUAGAAGAGAAUAAUUCACAGGCUGCAUGUAUCCCAAUCUCAGUGGUUCAGUGUCAUAGUGUGAUGUCAGCUCCCCAAGCUACGGCUGUGGAUUAUUCUUAUCCCGCAAGGACUAGUACACAAGAGGAAACAAUAUUUACACAUACGAAUUGUAAACAAAAUAUUGUUAUUGAUCUUGGUGAAUGGUGUAAUCAUAGAAUAUUAGCUAGACAAGGGGACUGGUACUAUCCAGGUGUUAUUAAAGAGGCCUAUGGUUCUACUAUAAUAGUAGCUUUGGAUGGCAAAGAAGAUAAAAUAACAUACGACAAUGUAUUUGAUAAUGAAUGUUUCAAUGUGAUAAGUGACGCAAGUCCUUCAGUCAACCAAAUAACCAUGGGUACUAGAGUGUGUGUUCGUGACAAUCAAAGUAUGUUCGUGGAGGGCGUUGUGUGCACAAUUUUAGAAGGACAGCCAGUACGUUUCGGUGUCGCUCUAUUCGGCGAACAGUCUGUAGAAUUAACUGUCAAACGAGCGGACCUUAGGUUGCUCCGUCCCCCGUGGUGGGACGAAUUAGAAAAUAUAGAACCUAAUUUAGAUAAUGUGAUACAACCCUCACUUGACUUUUAUGGAAGAAAUGCGCAAGUUUCUCCAAUGCAGUUACACACCCCCAUAUCUGCUUGCACCCCGUUGUCAAACGGAAGACAUUAUGAUGAAUUUUGUGAAAGUGAGGAUGAACUUAGACAAGAUAAUAUUACGUUUAAUCCUGAAGUCGACGCGAAGUUAUCAGGUAGUAGUAAGAGAAGUAGCAUGCACAGUAGAGGCAGUUCUUCUAGGAGCAUUACUCCACGGUCGCAGCCCACUACUCCUCGAAGUCAGGCCGCCACACCCCAUAAAUAUAGAAAGGGAGAUGUUGUUUGCAAUCCAAAUGGCAUAAGAAAGAAAUUUAAUGGUAAACAGUGGAGGCGUUUGUGUUCAGUGGAUGGAUGUAAAAAGGAAAGCCAACGGAGGGGAUAUUGCUCUAGACAUCUAAAUCUGAAAGGUAAUAGUCUUCGUAGUGGACCAUACCCUAGAUCUAAUAGCAAAGGUGAUGGUGAAGAAACUUCUAGAGAUUCCGAAACCUCACCAAAUUGUGGCGAUAGACGUAUGACCGGAAGGUUCGAUCAGGAGGAAACUGAUGCUGCUAAUAUGUUAGUAUCUUUAGGUAGUUCAAGGUCAGCCACCCCAGUGUUUUCACCUAAUGGACAGGGAUCAUCUCCCCAUACAAUGCAGUCACCAAUAACGGUGGGAUCUCGGCAGAAUGUUUUUAUGCCAAUUUCGGGCAGCCAUUCUCUUGGACUGCAAAAGGGAGCUUCGCCAGGAGCCCAAGGAUAUAACCCAACAACAUAUCAUCAACAAGUCGUCAUAAGGCCGGAAGCUCGACCUGUCCAAAGCGUUACCAGUGUUAUUAGGGUGUCACCGAAUCCAAGGCAAUGGAUACCAGAACAACCUAGUGUUAUUCUACAGCAUGCUCUUACCAGUCCACCUAGCCAGCAUGUCGAACCAGAAACUAAUCAAGUAACCCAAGGUGGUCUUUAUUAUGUUGUUCCACCUAAACAUGACAAGAACAUGAUGAUUGUCAAAAAUGAAACAGAAAAUGAUCCAAAGGAACCUAAGUCAUUUCCUAGACAGGUGAUUCAGAGCGACCAUUUACAUUCGACACAGUUGAUACGCGUCAAUCCAAGUAAUAAUUAUGCCAACAUGAAUAACAUCCAGACACAUUCCAACGGUCCCGGUAUAAUGGCACCGAAUUCAAUCAACACAGGACUUCCAGUAAUUGUUAAUCCAACACAACUUGUACCAGUCCUACCAUCUACAUCUCAAUCUGUCGUAAAAAGAGUUGUUCCCACUGUCAAUAUUCAGCCCAAUCCACCGCCUGUGAUCGUCAAAACUGAACAAGUGUCGCCAAAUACCAACGCUGUCUUGAAUCAUCUAAAGGAACCAAUGGUUUUGCACAAUCCACUACAAGUACAAAGUCAUCGAGUUGCUACCGUUCCUCCUCAACUUCCUCUUCCUCAACUGAACCAGAGCCAAACCAGAUCUAUCAACAUUAAUGUUAAUCCAUGGCAUUCAAUAUUACCACUUCUGGUCUCAUCUGGACCUCUUUCACCACCAAACUCUCAGUUAUCACCUCCUUUAUCUACGUCCUUAGUUACUGUUGAUGGUGGAGCGGUUUUGGAUAAUCCAGACGACGAUGCUGAUGCAGAACCAUUGCCAACACCAACAGAAGAUGACGACGAUGACGUUUUUGAAAGUGAAACUACUGACCUAAAUAUGGAUGGGAAUAUUAAGAGACGAAGCCAGUCUUUGAGCUCUUUACAAAGUAACUCCAAAGAGGCAAGUAAGAGUAAGGAGCGUAUUCGAAGACCCAUGAAUGCUUUCAUGAUAUUUUCAAAACGUCACCGAGGCCUUGUACAUCAGAGGCAUCCAAACCAAGACAAUCGAACAGUUUCCAAAAUUUUAGGCGAAUGGUGGUAUGCAUUAGGUCCAAAUGAAAAGAAGCAGUAUCACGAAUUGGCCUCAGAAGUUAAAGAGGCUCAUUUUAAGGCUCAUCCUGAAUGGAAAUGGUGCAAUAAAGAUCGAAGAAAAUCUUCGACAGGAUCUGGACGUAGCAAACUAAGUUCAGCAGGAGACAGUGGUGAACCAGGUGAUAUGCCAGUGAGUCCAAAAGCGCCAUCUCCUCCUCCGCCUAAUAUUGAACCUUGCAAGCAAGUGGUACAGGAGCAAGAGACAGGAGAUGCUUCAGAUGAUGAUCAAAUGGUAAUUUGUGAAGAUGCCGGAGCUGAAAUUGAUUUAAAAUGCAAGGAGAAGGUUACUGAUUCAGAUUCAGAAUCUCAAAGUGAUAUGGACUCGUCGAUAGAAAACCGUGUUUUCCAACGAUUUAGUCCUAUGACUAAUUCAAAUUGUACAGAAGUUACGUGUAGACCUAAGCCAAUAAAAGCAAGAAUACCGUCAACGGAAACACCAAAAUAUAGUCUUACAGCAACUGCAACACCUUUCCAUUAUUCCCCUGUUAACCCAUCGGGCAUAUCAGGAUUUCAACCGACUGGAGGAGCCUUCAAAACAAUGCCAGCUUCGCCAAAAAUUGUUAAAUCGGAAGUUAAAAAUGAGUUUAGUGAAAACCAUGAAAGCUAUGCAGGUACAUUGAUCAUUAACUCAACUGACGCUUCAAAAUGGUCUAAUUCAUCAGCCAUACAAACUAGCACUCUUACUAGCCAAACUAACUCUACAUUAGUCAUACCAAAAUCAGAGGUCAAAACAAAUAUCAUACAAUCAAACGAUGGUAUUAAUCAGACUUAUCAGUCACAACCUUUAACUGUUGUUAUAGGCAGGCCAACAAACACCAUUUGUUUAUCAAAUGAACAUGAACAAACACAACCUUUUGUUGUGAUAGCUUCCACAGCAUCCGAAAUUCCUGUCCAGCUUUAUGUGCAACCUUCUUUCGGAAUACCUGUUUCCAACUCCAACAACCGAAAUUUGUCGGUGCAAAAUGUCCAACUGAUAAAGCCUAAUACACAGUCUGUGAUUGUUACACAAGCACACAACAAGGUCUGUGUAUCUUCUCAAGUUGAGUACCAAGCGGCACAAAGUACUGUGAUGGCAUCAAAUAAAAACUCCUAUUGCAAUAAUACUGGAACAUUACUUCAUAUUACUGAAGCGAAUGAUCAUAGGGAGGAUAAUAACAAGUCGCCGGUAUUAGAAAUGUUCCCUCCCAAUUCUGAGACAUUUAUGCUAGAUCAAACAAAUCAAGAGUUUAAGUUAGCACCAACGCCCGCCCAGCUUGGGAAAGCUCCUUUACAGAGAAGGCAGACAAUGGCUGCUUUUGGAAACAAGGAUAGCCAAGGAGAACAAGAUCUUUUACCAGCUCCAGCAAAUCCUAUACUCGAUGAAAAUAUUGAUUUGAUAUCUCCAUCAACAAAAAAGACUUUCUUCAAGAGAUCAGUAGAAGACGGCAUGGAUAGUUUAUUUUACAGGGUUCUGGAGCAAGUAAAUUUUGAGCAAAAAUUUACUGCCUUGCCUCAGUUCAAACCAGAUGAAGGUCAAUCACCAAGUGCUAUUUCCAUACCGAGUCCAGGUGUCUUCUAUAAUAAGAAGAGAUCACAAUUAACUGCCACACAUGGAGUUACCAUAGAAGAGGAAUCAGAAGCUGAAACACCACAAAGUAUUCCAAAAUCAGCUGCUUCCACUAAAUUAGUUAUAGGAAAUCAAUUUUUUGGACCAGAUUUCGAUAAUGUUAGGGCUGAAUUGAAUGAAAUGGAAGAAGGUACAUCCCCACGAACACCCCGAACGCCAGGGACAUCGAGAGAUUCUGAAAAGGGUCAUAGGAAAACUUUGGAACAACGUCGUCAGUUAGUGAUGCAGUUGUUUCAUGAACAGUCGUUUUUUCCUUCUUCCCAAGCCACCUCCACAUUUCAAGCCCAGCAUUCGGAUAUAUUUCCAAAUAAAGCAAGUUUGCAACUAAAGAUUCGUGAAGUGCGUCAAAAAAUUAUGGCACAAAAUUCUCUUACACCCUCUAGUGUGAGUAGUCCCCUAACCCCCGCUGAACCUGUUAGAGUUUCAUCAAAUAGUUAGCUAGUAGUGUGCAAUAGAGUGUCUUCCGUUUCAUAUGUUAUUGUCAAUUUGACUGAAAAUAGCACUUAAGUGUAUAAAAGUGUGUUGUAGAUAUCGUAAUUUAGGUAUAGCUGUUGAAAAUUUUUUUCGUGGAUUUAUAAAACCCAGUUAUUUCAAUCUUAUAGUCUAAGAGCUAGCAACGUUUUUGAAUUUUAAGAAAGCUGGUUCUUUAAUAUAUUAUUACGUAUCUAUGCUCCCUCAAAGAGUAUACCUCCUUCCUGGCUGCCGAUACAAAUUAUUUCUUCGCAGCGCACCUGUACAGGUAUUUAUAUUGAAUUUAUUCAAUAUGUAUACAUAAUAAUAUACAGGGUGUCCCCGAAAAUAGUGCGUUCCUUUAAGGUAUGGAUAUAAUAAUAUAUAAUUUAGAACAAAAAAGUCCUAUAACAUUUUUUUCUAAAGUUAACCGUUUCCAAGAAAAAAUUACAUUGUUCUCCAUAUAAGUGAAUUUUUAUUUUCAUAAAUUUGAAUGACAUGGCAACGUAGCCUAGAAGAACUUGCUGUGACUGCGGAAAUUUAACCUAAUAACCCCUUGUUUAUUUUGGGGUUGUUGACAUCGUAGGUACCUACCUGCAAAAUAAUGGAUAUGGGUUUGGUUGAUAUUUACAUUACUUUACCUAUCUAUGAGAUGCAACUGAUCUACAGACCUACUUUUUCAAUCUUUAGAUUUUUGAGUUGCGCGUUGUUGCCAGACUUCAAUUUGCAUAUCAAAAUGUAUUUUCGUUCUUUGGUCAAACGGAUGAAUUUAGCAAAAAUGUUGACUUUUGCUCUAUAUUGUGCCUUCUACUUAUACCUUUAAGGAACUCACUAUGUUCGGGGACACCCUGUAUAUUAAAUUGUUUUAAGAAGAUAAUUUUUUUCGUUACUUUUUGAACAUUAUUAGGAAUAUGAAUUUAUAAUUGCCAGACAUUUUUGUGGUUGACAUUUACGCGCCAGAUGCUAUUUUUUGUAAAUAAUAAUACAAAAAUUUAAAUUAUUUUAGUAUGUAAUUUUAAUAUUAUUUUAUUUAUUCAUAAAUAAGUGCAAAAUAAACGUAGACAGACGAGAUUUACGAAUUAUCAUCAAUCUGUAUUGGAAUCAAAAGGCCAGUAUAAAGAUAGAAGAACAAGAAUCCGAGAAUAUUGAUAUAAAGAGAGGAGUAAGACAGGGUUGUGUUCUGUCGCCGCUACUGUUUAACCUGUACAGUGAAGCCAUAUUUCAGGAAGCGAUAGCGGAGCUAAGUGAUGGAAUCUCUAUAAACGGAAGAAUAGUAAAUAACAUAAGAUUCGCUGUUGACACCGUUAUAAUGACAGACACCCUGGAAUCUUAACAAGAAUUGCUAAAUAGAACUAACGAUUAUUGCAUUCGAUACGGAUUAAAAAUAAACAAGAAAAAAACUAAAUUUAUGAUUGUCUCAAAAACAGAACAUGGAAAUGAAAGGUUAAUGAUAGAGCAAACGCAAAUAGAAAAAGUUAAAACAUACAAAUAUCUGGGAACCUGGGUUGAUGACAAAAAUGACCAAAGCAAAGAAAUUGAAGUCCGAAUUAAAACUGCAAGGCAAGCACUUAUAAAAAUGAAGACACUGCUUACAAACAAAGACCUUCAGUUGCCUCUUAGAUUGAGGGCUCUAAGAUGCUACAUAUUUUCUAUAUUGCCAUACGGAAUGGAAGCUUGGAGAUUGAAGAGACAACACAUAAGAAGAAUAGAAGCGUUCGAAAUGUGGUGUUACAGAAGAAUAUUGAAAAUUCAGUGGGUUCAAAGGAUUACCGAAAUUGAAGUGCUACGACGUUUAAAUAAGGAGUUAGAAAUUAUGAAGAGUAUAAAAACAAGAAAACUGGAAUAUUUGGGUCACAUUAUCAGAGGAAAAAAAUAUGAGUUGCUGAGAAUUAUUAUGCAAGGAAGGAUCAAAGGAAGAAGACGCAUCUCCUGGCUGAGGAACCUUAGAGAAUGGUUUAACUGUAGUUCAUUACAACUAUUCAGAGCAGCAGCCAACAAAGUGACCGUAGCCAUUAUGAUAUCCAACCUCCGAUAGGAGAGGGAACUUUAAGAAGAAGAAAGUCCAAAAUAAAUUUGCCAGAUAUUAAUUCCGCUGUAGUCACCAGCCAGAUCGAUUUAAUGUUGUAGGGUAUCCCAGUAUUUGUUUGUUGUAAGGUAAGACUAUGGUCUUAUAGGCUUAUAUAAAGGCUGUAUGCAACGUCUGGCUUGUCACUGUACGUAUCCUACGGCAUUUAUUGGAGACCACAGCCUUAAGGCUGUAUGACACUAUGCAUUUUCUUGUAUCAUUUCUAAUAUCGUUUCUGAUAUGUCAAAAAAAUGCAUAGUGUCAUACACAGAUACAAGAAACGAUAUCAGAAACGAUACAAGAAUUUGUGUCAGACACAGAUUCUUGUACAAGAAGUGCGCCAAUUUCUGCGCAAAAAGCAAAAACGUAAAUCCUGCUGGUAAAACUUCUAAAUGUCAUAAUGGCGGCUGAAAAUGAGAUCAUAUGAUUUAUGUCUUGAUGAAUUUAUUUGUGUUUUUGUAGGUAUUUUUUAUAAAUCUUUUAUUGAUACUUAAUAUACCGUUUGGUAUGGACUACUGUUCUACUAAUAACCAUAUAUUUAGCUCCUAAUAAAGUUCAAACUAUGUAUAACUUUCGGUUUCAUAUUGCAUAAUUUUUUAAUAGAGGAAAAUACAAUAGCUCCUAAUUUGGAUCAAACUGAAGAUAAUUCUAAUGCAAAUAUUUUAGCACAAAUGUCAAAACAAAAUAAAAAACAAAUAAUCAACAGUCAACUUAAAAAUUCUAGUUAACAUUAAAAUAUUUGUUUUUAAAAGUUUAUAAAUUUUAUAAAAUCCUUAAAAUCAGCUGUAGACGCAGUACUACCAUACCAAUGUAACGUGAAACAGGGUGACAAACAAAAUUUCGACCAAUCACGUGCCGAAUUUCAUACAAUUUUCGAUACAAAAACUUGCAUAGUGUCAUACAGGGCACAAAUGUACGUACAAGAAACGAUACAAGAAAAUGUAUAUCAGAAACGAUAUUAGAAAUGAUACAAGAAAAUGCAUAGUGUCAUACAGCCUUUAGAGAGAGAUAGCGGCAGAAUAGACUGGCGCAAAAGAGACAGGAAUACAUCUACAGUAUUCAAAGCAAUUUUUAUUUAUCUCAAACUAUGAUCUGUUUUUAAACCAGGAGGAGUAAUUCAAAUUUACUGCGCCGAAUGCUUGUUUGUAAUUGGUCCAACCGCGGGCAAGUUUACUCCAAUGUUAUGAAAUUUUGACACUAUUGACAUUUAAUUACAUAUAAUGUAAUUUUUUUGUGUUUUAUUAUAAUAUUUUAUGCAGAAAGGGAAACGUGAAUUUGUGACUUUUCUUACUAAUUUAUUUGACAACUUGUAAAAACAAUAUUGAAUGAACUAUCUGUCAAUAAAGUCGUCCCAGGAACGCAACUCAUAAAUAUUGGCAAUAUCAUUUUAAAGUCUUCUACUUUAAAAUGUAUAUACAUGUCUGAAUUGCCGAUAUGAAUGAGUCAAAUUAAAUAAAUUAUUAGAAGAAUUUUUUUACUAAGCAACAACAUUUUUGUUUAAUUCAUUAGUAUUUUUGUAUUUUGACAACGACACUCGAUUUGGGCGUCGACAACGGUAAUAAAAUCUCUUUUUUUGUAAAAUUGUGGCUUAUUUCCCAUCAAAAUAGUUAAUUGACAUUUAUGAAUAGAAAAUAAAAAAGGCUUCCUUGUCUAACCUUGCUGUAUGCAAACCGUCAUUAAAUUCCGAAUCCGAAAAUUGUUGUCUGAACAGGUCUAGGAUAGUUUAAGUUGACGCCUGCGCCUUGGAAACUAAUCCCGAACUUUCUGUGAAUACGUUCGGGGUAUGCUCCGCAAAUACAGCUAAUAUAUUUACCUGUCCAGGUGUGCUGCGUAGUAAUAGUCCAAGAGGCAGCGCUGAAAAAUCUCUUUGAAUUUACUAAAGCUAAAUUUUUCACAGUUGAUUACUGUGAUUGUAUAGAGAAACAUACUGCGGUCGGUCAAGCGAAACGUAGAACAGGGGUUACUGAGAGGGUAUCAAAGUUGCUUUUCUACGAAGGUAAUUAAAUCCAUUUACUAAGGCUGAAAAUCAGUACACACAUUCUAAAUUAAAUAUAAAUAAAAGUUAUUAUAGUCGGUCAGCUGUAUGAUGGGACAGAGCCGGUCGGUCGGCCCCAGUGAAUGUACAGGGUUAUUCACUAUAUUUUGACCCCCUUGUAAACUGCUUUAUUUACAGAAUUAGAAAAAAAUGUUUAUUCGAUUUUUAAAUUAUGAUUUUUUGACAUAUAUAUCGUACUAGUGACGUCAUCCAUUUGGGCAUGAUGACGUAAUCGACUAUUUUUUAAAAUGGGAAUAGGGCUCGAGUGCUAGCUUAGUUGAAAGGUUAUUCAAUUCCCUAUUCAGUAAUAUAAACAUUAACAUGAUUAAUUAUACAGGGUGUCCAAAAAAAAAAUUUUUAAAUAAAUGAAUUGUUUAAUUAAUAAUUCAAAAAAAUUUUUGGACACCCUGUAUAAAUAAUGAUCUUUAUAGUACUGAAUAGAGAAUUGAAUAACCUUUCAAAUGAGCUAGCACACGACCCCUUAUCUCAUUUAAAAAAAUAGUCGAUUACGUCAUCACGCCCAAAUGGAUGACGUCACUAGUACGAUGUAUAUAUGUCAAAAAAUCAUAAUUUAAAAAUCAAGUAACUUUUUUAUUUUACAUUUUUUUCUAAUUCUGUAAAUAAAGCAGUUUACAAGGGGGUCAAAAUAUAGUGAAUAACCGUGUACAUUCGUUGGGGCCGACCGACCGGCUCUGUCCCGUCAUACAGCUGACCGACUAUAAUAACUUUUAUUUAUAUUCAAUUUAGAAUGUGUGUACUGAUUUUCAGCCUUAGUAAAUGGAUUUAAUUACCUUCGUAGGAAAGCAACUUUGAUACCCUCUCAGUAACCCCUGUUCUACGUUUCGCUUGACCGACCGCAGUAGGUUUCUCUACACAAUCACAGUAAUCAACUGUGAAAAAUCUAGCUUUAGUAAAUUCAAAGAGAGUUUUCAGCGCUGCCUCUCCGUCUAUAAUGAGCGCAACCUGUAUCAGCAGCCAGGUAGCCGGUACGCUGUUUGAGGAAGCAUAGAGAAUAAUAGUUUCGUUCGCAGAAGCCUGUCGCGGACAAUUAGUCCACGACAAGGUAUUCGCACUUUAAUUCCAUAUUAUAUUUAUUUAAUGUAUUAUCGUUGAUUGAUAAAUAUACCAGUAUAUUAAUAUAGUCGGUUCGCUAAAUUCAGACACAACUGGCUAGUGAUUUUUGUCGUUUAGUCGAUAAUUUUUUUGUUUUUUGCCAGUUUUCCCAAAAUUGGCAAAAUCACUAAGUAUUUAGUAAUUAUUUUUUUUGCCAAUUUUACAAAAUUGGCAAAAUUACUUACUAAAAUCACUAGCCAGUUGUGCCGGAGUUUAGCGAACCGAUCAUAGUUAAUAAUGAAUUAUUAAUAUUAAUUAAUAGUAAAUACACCUUGUAUAUUUAUCUAUCAACGGUAUUAUUUAUAUUAUCUUAAAGUGCGCAUGCCUUGUCGUGGACUAAUUGUUCGCGACAGGCUUCUGCGAACGAAACUAUUAUGUAUAUUAAAGAACCAGCUUUUUUAAAAUUCUUGUUUUUCACAUGUUACUAGCUCUUGGUCCAUUACAGUCGUUUACAUAUCGUAUAGUGUAGAUGAUUUGUAACAAUUCAAUUAUGACUAGCAAUUAAUUUAUUCUUACAUGUAUAUUUAAAACGAGAGAUGUAAAAACUAACAAUUAAUAUUAUAUUGACAAGUAUUACGUGUAAGAAAUCAACUAAUAUCGUUCGUUUGUAUAUAAGCUUGCAAUGUUCUCAACUAUGAUGUCCGCAUCAUAACAUAUUGUACAAAUUUUUUUAGCACUAGGUCUCUGUAAUUCGUGCUCGUUAUUAUUGUCUUCUCUAUUUUAUAUUAUAUUUAAUUGAUUAUUAUAUUUAUUAUUUUAGCGAUUUAAUUUAUAUGAGCAAUGCUUUCGAAAACUGAAAUGUAUACUGUAUUUUCCUACUGAAUUCCAUUUUCCUCAUAUAUCGAUGUUACAAUUCGUGAUAAAACAUCUCGUAACGCGACAAUUCGUAACCCCGCCAAUUCGUAACGGCGAAACUUCGUAACAUCCACAGUUCAUAACUAUAACUAUUCGAAAUUCGUAACUUUCGAUCGAGUCAAAAGAAGGGAACUAUUCACAGCAUUGCAAGAUAUGGAUUUUUAUCUAAAGCUAUCAGAAUGAUAAAAUUAACUCAAGUCAAGAAAAACAGUAGUUUAACAGAAAGCUUUGAGGUCCAACAAGGAGUGCGGCAGGGUGAUCCAUUAUAAUCUAUAAUGUUUGGCAUAAUAUUAGAAGAAGUUAUACAGAAAGCAAACAUUAAUAGAACAAGUCUGAUCCACCACAAAAAACAUCAGUGCUUAGCGUUUGCGGACGAUUUGGUAAUCUUGACUAGAAGCAAAAUGGAACUGAUGGAAACAGUUAUGAAACUCGAAGAGAGGGCAGCAGCCAAAGGAUUGUAUAUAGAUGGAGCAAAACGAAGUACAUAUAUGAAAUGGACAAAUAAGCAAUUCGUUCGGGAGCAAUACAUAACAAUGACAACCGCGCUAUAUUUGCUCUUCAUGGGUUGUUAAGAAGCAAAAAUAUAUCUCGAAUAGCAAAACUAAGGGCCUAGAUAAAAGACCGUAAUAAAGCCGAUGGUGGCGUGUGCUUCUGAAGCAUAGGUCACAACAAAAAAACACCAAGAGUUGUUAUUAAUUUGGGAGCGGAAAAUACUUCGCAAAAUUUUGGUGGAAAAAACUUAAAUUGACAAUGGAUAAGAACAAAUAAUGAGCUAACUGAGCUUUAUCAAGAACCUAACAUAUUAGCGGUCAUUAGGGCUCGGGCACAUGGUUGGGCCAUGUGUAGAGGAUGAUUCCAUUUAGAAUUCCCAGAAUGAUACUAUCUAGUGCAUUGGUAGGCAAAAGGCGAAGAGGAAGACCCAGGUCAAGAUGGAGCAACGGGGUUAAAGAAGAUAUGAGAAGACUUACGUAACGAACUGGGAAAGAAAAGCAACUGGCAAAAGAGAGGGAACAUAUACUGUACUACUACUUUUAGUAUAUAAAAGUAUGCAAAAUACAUUCAUGGAAUACAUGCAGUCAUGCUAAUUUGCUAAACAAAAACUAAAUGCUGGCAUUACAAAUAGGUAUAGUUACGAACUGUCGAUUUGUCGCCCUUACGAAUUGUCCGUUACCAUUUGUGUUGUCGAGUUACGAGAUGUCAUGGAACCAUUUUUAAAGAUAAUAAAUCCCGGAAAUAAAAUAACAAUUUUUAGGUAACAUUCAAUUUUAAUCAACAUUAUAAAUAGUUUCUUUUUAGGAUGGUUUAGUGCUUCCAACGCAUUUAAAACAGUUAUCUUAAGUUUUGACAGUCCUAAAAAAAACCAUAAAACUAAGGCUCUUAGUUUUAUGAUUUUAGCAUGAUUAGCAUUAGUUUUGAUUUUUUAGGACUGUCUUUAUUCUUAUCUAAAGAUGCCUCCUCGCUCUUUGUUAGUCUUCAGUUGUUUAUAACGUUCCUGUUUUCUUUGAGAAAAAUUUCUCACUUGUGUUCAAAAUUUCUCUGAUGGGUGAAAGGAGUGUGUAACGUUACAAACGUCACAUCUUUGCUAUUUUAUUUUUAAAUAAUUAUUUAAUUGUAUUUUCUCUAAUAUUUCAUUAAUAAUUAUCUUCUAUUUGUUUUACCUGUUUUCUUCAUACAAUAUUUUUACGUUCUUUCUAUUCAUACUACUGUGUACUCUAUAGUGCAUUUAAAUCUUGUAUUGUUACUUAAUUUCAUUUACUUCUACUUAUUUUUAUGUUUCCUAUUUAUUUUCAUAUAUGUAUUUAUUACCUAUUUUCUAUAGCUACCAAAAAGUUCGACAAAACGACAAAAUUUUAGGUAGCUAUAGAAAAUAGGUAAUAAAUAUAUGAAAAUAACUAGAAAACAAGAAUAAGUAGAAGUAAAUGAAAUUAAGUAAUAAUACAAGAUGUAAAUGCACUAUAGAGUACACAGUAGUAUGAAUAAAAGAACGUAAAAAUAUUGUACGGAGAAAAAGGUACCUAUAAUAUGACAAUGUAUGGAAAUAUCUCUUGGGUUUUGGAAAGUUACUACAAAAUAAGAAAGUAAUUAAAGAAAGCUACCAAAAAAACUGGUUGAAAAAACAGAAAAAAAAUGUCAUGUUGACAUUAAAAUCAAGGUCCUACCAUAAAAAUUAGCCAAAAAACUAUGUAAAAAGUUCCAAAAUAUUAAAUAUACUAAUAUUUGCAACUAUGAAUGUAAUUUAAAUUAAUAAUAUUAUACUGAAAUAUAUGAAUAUGGUAAUACUUUUUAACCCAACACAUGAAAAUUAAGAUUUUAUAUAAAAUACUAGCCAAAAAGUAUGCAAAAUAGAUAGAUAUAUAAAUUUACUGCAAAAAUUGAAUAUAAAAUGAAAAUAUGAAAAUAGUAUUUAUUAAUGCUUGUAUAGUUGCCACCAAACCAAAAAUUCAAAGUUCAAAUCCUCGAAUAAGACAAGUAGUGUUGGUGCGGCAGUGAAACAAAUACGCUAGACUACCCCAGCUAAUUGAAAUACCAUUCAAAAAUAAUAUUUCAACCAAGAUAGUUAUCGUUCACCCUAGCUUAGCUCAUUCUCCCAAGGUAUGUGUUAGUCUUGUCCUAAUCUUAGAAAUGAACUAUGAAAAUUCAGAAUGGAAGCAAACAAAACAAUAUUUUAACUAAUAAUGUUUAUUAUUCAAUAAAGAUAUAAUAAAAAUAUGACUUAUUAAAUGCAUUAACAAACAUAUUCAAAUUCUUGCCAAAAACUAACAAUUCUUGGAUUAUACCUAUGGCUUUUGGUAUUGGUUCGAUGGUAACUUCUUGAUGUCGAAUGGUAUUUCAAUUAGCAGGGUAGUCUAGCGUAUUUGUUUCACUGGCGUGGGGCGCCAGUGAAGGCGCCAGUGAAGCGAAUAACGCGAUAAACUAUCCUAGCUAAUUGAAAUACCAUUCGAAAAUAAUACUUCGAUCAUGCAAGAUAGCUAUCGUUCACCCUGGCUUAGCUCACUCUACCAAGGUGUGUGUUCGCCUUGUCCUAAUCUUAAAUAUGAACUAUGAAAAUUCAGAAUGGAAGCAAACAAAACAAUACUUUUAACUAUUCAUGUUUACUGUUCAUAAAAAUAUAAUAAAAAUGUGACUUGUUAAAUGCAUUUACAAACGUAUUCAAAUUCUUGCCAAAAACUACAAAUUUUCAGAUUAUACUUAUGGCUUAUUGGUUCGAUGGUAACUUCUUGAUGCCGAAUGGUACAGCUGUUGACUUCUCUUGACCUGGGCUUGAUGGUAGGCCUCAGGUCAGUGUAGCUCUAGUUUACUGGUGGUGUUGGUCGCAGCAGUCUAGUUGCGAUGCAUCCUAUCGUCUUUGCCUUAUGAGUAGCAUCACCGGUGAUGUAGACGGCUUGAGGCUCCCGAAGGGAGAAAAGUUGAUUUAUUCCCAAAAACUGGAAGAAAAACACAUAUCAAACAUCAAGAAGUAAAAACCAAAAUGUACCUUUGCCAAAUAGUAUCCAGUAUCCUUUGGAGGUUAGAGAAAAAAAUAUUAUAAAAACUGUUAUAUGUUGAAUUUUCUUACCCCAAGAGAAUGUGAAAGUCUGGAAAUAAAUAGCUAUUAUCAGCCUGUAAUUGGUUUUUAUAGUGAAAUUAAUUUUCCACCACCAUUUUGAGAAUUUUCAGUUAUUGACAUGACACACAGUGGUUCCAAAUGCCAAAAACGUGGUCAUGAACCUUUAAAAGCGUAUAUUGUUUAUACAUUUCGGAAUUACUUUCGUUCUCAAGGGUUUUUGGCAUCGCUGAUUACGAAUCUGUCACUAUUUUUUCUGAAAAACAAAAUGUCGGAUCCAACAUGGCGGAAAGAAAUUGAAAACAUUAAUCGGAAAGGAAAGUGUUUUGUAAAAUUUGGUAGGUUAGGGUCGCUGAUUACAAAUCUAACAUUACUUUUUUUUUAAACAAAAUGGCGGAUCCAAUAUAGACGAAAGAAAUUCGAGAAUUUUAUUUUAACCGCAUUUUUCUUUAAAAUUUUAUAUUAUGAGGGACUUUUGAAAUUGCUGAUUAUCAAUACAUUUUCUUUAUGAAGUACAAUAUUUAGAACCUAUUAAUUAUGUACAACUGCCCAUACAUACUCAACAAUCGCCAGAAUCAUGUAAUAUGCAUCAUUUCCCACUUUUGUAUUCAAACAACUGCCAAAAAUGCAUAGGCAGUUAUAGGCAGCUAAACCAAAGUGAUUCUGUAUCUCCUUACUAUAUAUUUUAAGAUUAAUAAACAUUAGUCCUAGAAUUAUGCAGAAUUUUGUACUUUUGGAAUGCAUCUUUACAAAAUUUUAAUUAAAAAAUGUAAAGACUGAAAAAUUUUAAUUAAUUCAAGUAUAUUUUCACUAUUUAUACAUUAACAAAUUUAAGGCAUUUAUUAUUAUUACAUGUUGAUUUAACUUACAUCUUACAUGUCUACAUACUUAAAAAAGAAGAAUCUGCUUUACAGCGAUAAAAUUGAUAAACUACAAAACGUUUUACAGCGUUUUCAAUAUACGCGUUCUUUUUACAUACUCUGCCGACCAAAAUAACCCCGGACAUGGCUCACUUCUUCCUGGGCUGUGAACCAGAAUACAUCCAGUCUGAUCCUCAUACCUGCGUAUUAGGACUCUACGAUAGUAUGGGAAUACAACUAUAAGCAUGAAAAUCCCUAAAUAGGGACUUUUUUUUCGCCUCAUGACCACGUUUUCCGCAUUUCGAAUCACUGUGUGACAGCUUGAACUGUAGAAAGGUAGGAUAAGCAUAUUCCGUAAUGAAAGACAGAUAUCUAGAUAGUAAGGAUAUAUCAAGUACGUUCAGUAUGAUGAUUUAGAUGUUAGAUUGAAAAGAGAUAUAGUAAAUAGAGGAUAAAAGAGGGCGCCAAAGAGUUUUUAACGAAGAAAACAGGUAAAACAAAUAGAAGAUAAUUAUUAAUGAAAUAUUAGAGAAAAUAGAAUAAAAUAAUUAUUUAAAAAUAAAAUAUCAAAGAUGUGACGUUUGUAACGGUACAUGUUAACAAAUAACCCGAUUAACAUCUGAUUGCUUUUCUUUUAAAGGUUCUAAUUCUUCCGUACUUUUUCUUCCAUUUGGUUCUGCGUUCUGAUCAGUAGUUUCUUCGGCUUUAUUAGAUAGUUCGUCUUCAACUUUUUCAUUGAAAUAUAUAGAUGUGUGAUUAGUGUGCCUCUAAGUAAUGUUUAUGACUAAUAUGUUUGUCUGAGCUCCGUGACUUAUUGAGUGACGUAUGCUUCUAAAAUUAGUUUUCAAAAUUCAAUUUCAUCAUAAGCACAAGUCAUAAAAGUAACUAUAUUUUGUUGCAACUCUUCCGUUUAGGUGUCGCAACAAGCAUGCAAAAAACUCAAUUUAAUUACUAAUUAUUAACUAAAGCCAAUCAUUAAGUUAGUUUCUGAAACCUUUCCUUCGUUAUCUACUGUAUUUAAAGGUACCUACGUAUACAUAUGUGCGCGUGCUGCUCGCGCCCAGCAUGUUUUUUAGAUUAGUACCUGUUUUUAACAGUGCGCGCCAUUUGUGCGCCUCUUGAAAACACUUACUAAUCUAACGAGCAUACGUUAUGUUUGAGUUUUCGAUUUCCACCUCCAUUUUGGAAACUAAAAGUCUUAUUUUUAUACCGCCAUCAAAACUAUUGAUCAUGAGGGAUGGAAUUAGUAGGAAAAAAGUGUGUGUAUAUACGUUUUAAUCGCAUACAGACAGCACUUAAAAACCUAACUGGUCAUCUGACUUUAUUUUAUUAUCUUAGUAAAUACAGGUUGUUAUUUUUACCAUUUUAAUGUUUCAUGUUUGACUAGGGGUAAUCAAUCAUUAUAUUAUAUUAUUUAGAUUGUUUAUACAGCCAUUGAGGUUGGCAGGAAAAACAAACUCGUGAUCUGUUUGGCUUCUUUACCAUUUGAGUUCAUUUCACUGCAUAUGAAUUGGUCAGGCAGAGGGUUGAGCCUGAAACAACUUGAGAGUUGAUAUUUGUUGCUGUGGUUCAAUUUAAAAUGCAGCAAACUUCAUUUUUCUGCAAGCUUUUGUCUUUAAGAGUAAAGGAUUUCUGUAAUUGGUCAACAUUGAUCUUUAUGUGGCAUCUAAUGUCUCCUCGUGCAUAGAAAAAGAGAGGAGGAAAAUAUUGAAAGUGAAGCAGCUUACUGCUUUAUACGGCAAGUUCCAGAAAAGAAAGAUAACACAUCACUCAAUAAAUCCCAAACUUCAAAUGUCAUCUGUCAAAAUUUAAGCUCAAUUAGAAUGGAAAUUAUGACAUUUAUAUUUUGAUCUUUGGUGAAAUAGUGAAAUAGGUGAAAUAUUACUAUUUCACCAAAGCUUUUUACCUCAGCAUUGGAAAAUGUAUUCAAACAACUCGACUGGGAGGAAAAAUGUCUAAACAUUGAUGUUCUACGUUUGAGUCAUUUGAGGUUUGCGGACGACAUAGUAUUAUUUAGUACAGAUAUCAAGGAAUUGGAGCAAAUGCUGAAGGAAUUAAACCAGCAGUCAAAUAAAAUAGGUCUCAAAAUGAACCUUCAGAAAACAAAAAUAAUAAGUAAUUUACAAACUAAUCUUGUUAUUGACAAGGUCAGUCUUGAAAAUGUAGACCACUAUAUAUAUCUUAAACAUACCAUUAAAAUCGUCAAGAAAACCAAAUAGUCGAAAUAAAAAGACGCAUACAAUUGUCUUAUAUACUUAGGCAGUUGUCCUAAAUACUAAAUCAAAAGAAAUAGGAUUAAAAAUAAAUCAAGCAAAAACUAAAUAUCUAACCAACGAGUCUCUAGAUAUAAAUGGAAAUAUAACUCUGGACAACAAUAAUAUAGAAAAAGUUGAGUCGUACAUAUAUUUGGGACAAAAAAUAGAACUGCCAAAGCUUAACCUAAAGGCUGAUUUAAAUAGAAGAUGUUCCUUAGCAUUGGCAGCAUUUGGUCGAUUACAAACAGUAUUUAAAUCAAACUUGCCAAAUACUUUAAAGGCCAAAAAGUUCGAUUAGUAAGUGUUGCCAGUUCUGACAUACGGAACUGAAACUUGGGCUUUUAACAACAGCAUAGUCCACAAACUUCAAGUGACUCGGAGAACUAUGGAACGCAAAAUGCUCAACAUUAAGCUCAGUGAUCGCAAGUCCAAUGAAGAGAUAAGAAGGCGAUCAAAAGUAACAGAUGUGAUCCAGAAGGUUGCCAUGUUAAAAUGGAACUGGGCAGGACACAUAGGAAGAAUGGAAGACAACCACUGGACAAAGAGAAUUCUCGAGUGGCGACCAAGGGCAAGCAAAAGAAGUAGAAGCAGACCUCAAACAAGAUGGACUGAUGACAUCAAGCGAAUGGCUGGCCAUGAAUAGAUGCAAAACAUAGCAAACAGAUGUGAAAGGACACACAUAAGGGAGGUUUACAUCCGACGAUGGAUGGAAUAGCUGUUGAUGAUGAUGAUACAAUUAUCUUGGCGGCUUUCGGCAAGUUAAGCUUUAUCUUGAAGAAUAAAGAUAUACCAAUGUGCCUAAAACGUAGAGUUGAUGACAAAUGUAUCUUGCCUGUAACUACAAUGGACUGGAGACCAUGGCCUUUACAAAGAAAACCUUAAGCAGCUCAGUACAACCCAAAGAGCCAUGGAGAGGGCUAUUCUAGGGAUUCGAAAUAUCGACAUUCGUGAAAGGGCAAAGAUUACUGAUGUCGCAGAACGUAUAGCAAGGCUCAAGUGGCAAUGGGUCGGACAUGUUGCCCGAGAUAAUCCCGAAAAAUGGACACAUAGAUUAACAAACUGGAGACCAAGAGAGAACAGGCGAGGAGUAGGCAGACCGCAGAAGAGGUGGGCAGAUGAUAUCAAACAAGUUGCGGGCAAGCUGUAGAUAAUAACUGCCAAGAGUAGAAAUCAAUGGAAGCAAAUGAAAGAGGCCUAUGUCCAGCAGUGGACGAACACAGGCUGUAGAAGAAGAAGAUAUUUUGAUCUACUUCAAAUAAAAAUUGGAUGGAUCCGAAUACGAUUUAAGCAUACAUACGAGGUUCAAAAGCUUUAGAAAAUGAAGGAUUUGUAUUGUAUUUAAGUACUUCAGAAUGCUGCAUAGAACUCAUGGUGGACUCGAGCCUGACCAACUACCUGCCUUCAAGCAGAUUCAUCCUGAGUUACUGCUUGCCAUCUUUUGACUCUCUCUUCCUCAAAUCUUCAACACCAUCGAUCCAACGAAGGCGAGAUCUUCAUCAAUGAUACUCCUAGGUUGUCUUUUUUAACCGAUUGCACUUGUGAUAUUGUUUCGGUGUGAAUUUUAGCCUGGCUGCUAUGUUACGUCCCUGUUCAUGAGUUUCUGCACCACGUAGUACCACAGAACUUGCUACUACUUUGUGAUGUUUACUCAGCAGCCGACUUUUAAAUAAUUUAUUUAGUUUCUCAACUUCAGCCUCAUAUGCUCAUCAGCUCUUUUCAUGGUAGAAUAUCUUUCCUCCAAGAUUAUGUCCUUCCUAGAGUGACAAUCUCUCCUUCGUCUUCUUCUGAAGACGAAGAGGAAAAACAGACAGAGUCAUGUAUAUGACUCUGUCUGUUUUUUCAAUGUGCCUCUAGUAAGUUGUUCCAUCGUUUUCGUGGUCUUUCCACUGAUCGUCUUCCUAUUGGGAACCAACCGUCUCUCGCUGUUCUUACUACUCUAUUUCUGGCCAUUCGGCUUAUGUGGUCAUUUCAUUCUACUCUUCUGUUUGUUACCCAGUUAUUAAUUAUAAAUAAUAUUAAUAAUACGUAGAUAUAUACAAUAAGUUAUACUAAAAUAUAAAAUAUGUACUUCUAUUCUAUCUAUUCUAUACUUCUAUUCUAUCUAAAACUAAACCUAACAAUGAACAAGAAAGAACAAAGAAUUGCAUUUAUAAAAUACCUUGUGAAUGCGAACAAUUUUAUUUAGGUGAAACAUCAACACCAUUAAACGUUAGAAUAAGUGAAAAUCAGUCUUAUAUUAAAAAUAGAUAAUUUGAUAGAUCUCAAAUAUGUCAACACGCAUGGGAUAAUGAACAUAGAGUUCAGUGGAGAGAUUCAAGUAUAGUCCUGAAAGAAUCCGAUACUAAAAAGAGAAAAAUCAAAGAAGCGGCUCUAAUUAUGCUAAAUGAAACCAAUUGUGUCGCAAAUUCCACGGUAGAAUGCAGUAGGAUGUGGUUACCCAUACUGAAAGAGGAGGUCAAUAGAAAGAAAAUACCACGAUUAGUAAGUCAAUCACAUAUCGAGUUAGUACAUAUUUUAUAUUUUAGUAUUACUUAUUGUAUAUAUCUAUGUAUUAUUAAUAUUAUUUAUAAUUUAAACAUAUUAAGGUCAGAAUCCAGUUAUUAAUGUUCUCCACCUUGCAUCUCCACAUAAUGGAGAAAUAAAAAUAUCGGAAAAGAAAUCAAAGGCAGAAUUUACAAAACAGUCAUCAGACCAAUAAUGACAUACGCGGUAGAAACACGACCCGAUACAGAGAGGACAAAAAGAAUGCUAGAAACAGCUGAGAUGAAAACCCUUAAAAAAAUCGAUGGUAAGACUCUAUGGGACAGAGGUAGAAGUACAUGCAAGGUGGAUAAUAUUAAUAACCGGGUAAGAAACAGAAGAAUAGAAUGGAAUGCCCACAUAAGCCGAAUGACAAUAAAUAAAGUAGUAAGGACAGCGAGAGACAGUUCCCCAAUAGGAAGACGAGCAGUGGGAAGACCACGAAAACGAUGGAACGACAACUUACUAGAGGCACAUUGAAAAAACAGAGUCAUGUCUAUACAAAAAGAAGAAGAAGACCUUACAUAUCCGUCGUAUAUCUGCACUUUGAGCUCUGUCUCAUAGUGUCUUACCAUCGAUUUUUCGAAGGGUUUUCAUCUCCGCUGUUUCGAGCAAUCUUUUUGUCCUCUCUGUGUCGGGUCGUGUGUAUGCCGCUUAUGUCACUGAUAUCUUUAUUUCUCCAUAUUGUGUCAUUCAGGCAACCUGCGGUUCUGUUUGCUCUAUUUACUUGAUCUUCCACUUCUGUUUCCAGUAUUCCGUAGCUGGAUAGUAUGAUGCCUAGAUAUUGAAACUCCAUCACUUCUUCUAUUAUCUGACCCUCCAGCUUCUCCAGCUUUACAUCUUAUUGAAUUUGCUGUUAUAACCAUGCAUUUUGUCUUUUUUGGGGAAAGUAGCAUGUUAAAUUUUCUGGCGAUUAUAAUAAAUUGGUACAACAUACGUUGUAAAUCAUCUUCACUCUGAGAGAUUAGAAUUGCAUUGUCUGCAUAGCAGAUUAUUCUAAGUUGUUUUUCUACCAUUUAGGUUUCUUUUUUAAUUCUUACUUUUUUAUUAUUUCAUUCAUGAUCAGGUUAAACAAUAAAGGACUCAGGGAAUCCCCCUAUCUUAUCCCAUUGCUAGCUUGAAUUGGGUCAGUUAAUUCAUCUCUUACUUUUACUUUUAUUGAGUUAUUUUGGUAGAUGCUUUAGAUCGUUUUAAUCAUUCCUAGAGGUACUUUUCUUGAGUAUAACAAAUGGUUAACGUACUUUAAUUUGACCCUGUCAAAUGCUUUCUUAAGAUCCACGACACAUGAAUAGGCCGGUUUGUUGUAUUCUAAUGAAUUCUCUUGAACUUCCCUCAUUAUAAAUAUAGCGUCGGUGCCUGACCUUCCCGACCUAACACCUUGUUGUUCUUUUGCUAAUGUUGUUCGGCUACUCUGUACUGUAUCAGUGUUGCUUGCCACAUUAUGUUCACUUAUGGCUUCCAUAUUAUUAAAUAGUUCAUCUAUAUAUUGCGCACACCUCUACAUUACCUCUUCUCUUCCGCUGAUCCUUAAUCAUUUCGGUUUUUGGUUGGAAUUACUUUUGUAUUAAUUUGAACAUGCACACAUGUACCCGUACCAGAUAUCUAAGAGACUCAUUAAUAUUAGCUCAUUGGGUUGCUAUUGUUAGAGGUGUGAAAUUACAUAAACAAGGGAUUAUUUCAUAAAUCCGGUAGAUUCCUUGUUUAUGUAAUUUCACACCUCCAACAAUACCCCCCCCCCCCCCCGCUGAGCUGAAUAUUAAUGAGUGUCUUAGAUACCUGGUACUACUUUACCUCUAUCGAUGACUAAAAGUUACUCCAGAUCCUUUAAAUUGAAAAUAUCCAGUCUGAGUAACAGCCCCCUAAACCUAUUUCCAAUGUAACUGUUAGGAGAACAUGAACCAAAAGAGUUUUAAUUGGUGAUUGAUUUAGCACCAAUUGGAACAGAGGUUGGAAUGUAAUGUUUUGUGACUCACAACCACCAUUACAUACGAACAAAAUACAAGAUGUGUAUAGUAAACUGGUAAUCAGUUCAUUAGAAUACAUUAUACACAGAGAGCGGUAAAAGUCUGGAAUAUUCCGGAACAGUAUUUGUGAAAAAAUUUCUCGGGCAGUUCGAUUUUUAUUUUCAACUUAAAUUCUGAUUGUAGGUACUUCACCAUACUCAGUAUCUCCAAAAAUUAAACUUUUGUGCAGGAAUUGUUAAAUAUAUAAUUUUAGGUCCCUAAAUCUUCUUCUGCACUUACCAUCUUAUUACACAAAAAGGGCGAUCCAACAGACCUCGAGAAUUACCGGCCAAUAAGCGUAUUAGGCCACCUCUACAAGUUCUUCACAAGAAUAAUAACAAAUAGACUGGAAACAAAAUUGGAUUUUUACCAACCUGGAGAACAGGCGGGUUUUAGGAAAAACUUUGGCACUAACGACCACCUACACUGCAUAAAAGGAAUUAUAGAAAAAUCUAUCGAAUACAACCAACCAUUGGUCCUGGCUUUCGUAGAUUUCGCAAAGCAUUUGAUACGAUAGAAAUUAACAGCAUAAUGAGAGCAUUGGAGGAAAGUCGUAUAGAUUAUCGGUAGUCCAAACUGAUAGCGAACAUAUACAAUAAUGCAACCAUGACUGUCGACUACACAAAGAUACCAAAUCUAUAAAAAUCAAAAGAGGAAUUAGACAGGGAGACACGUUAUCUCCCAAACUCUUUACGGCAGUACUUGAACAUGCUUUCAAACAAUUGGAGUGGGACGCCAAAGGAAUAAAUGUCGGCGGUGAAAGGCUCUCCCACCUACGAUUCGCAGACGACAUAGUUCUUAUAACAGACAACUUAAAAGAGAUUAGAACUAUGCUUAAUGAGUUAGAUGCCGCCUGUAAAAAAGUUGGUUUAAACAUAAAUUUUGGAAAGACAAUACAUGACAAACCUGGUAUAAAGCGAAAAUCCAAAAGUCGACGUCAACGAAAUAGCAUUGGUCCAUAAAUAUAAAUACUUAGGGCAUGAAAUCCAAAUUGCCAGGGACACUCAAACUGCUGAAUUACAGAGAAGGAUCACCUUAACAUGGGCCGCAUAUGGAGCUCUAUAAGACAUCUUCAAGAGCAACUUGCCAAAUUAUUUGAAAAGGAAGACGUUCAACCAAUGUGUGCGUUCAACAAGUCAUGGCUUAUGGCGCCGAAACAUUAUCGUUAACCCAGGCCACAGCAACGAAACUUAGAGUGGCCCAAAGAAGAAUGGAACGGUCACUACUAGGACUGACUCUCAGAGACAGGGUCAGAAACGAAGAAAUCAGAAGGACAGGCGUCACAGAUGUCAUAGAGCGAGUAGCAUGGCUGAAGUGGAAUUGGGCGGGCCAUUUAGCCAGAAUGAAGGACGGGAGGUGGACCCAAAAAAAUUAGUUUAAUAUUUAAAUAAAAUACAAAUAACCUGUCAAGUAUAUUUACUUCGUUGAAAUUAUAUAAUAGAAGAAUAACUUCUUACGUGCGUACAAAGUACACACACAUUCUUUUUUUUUUUUUAGAAAUAGUCUUUUAUUGCGAAUAUUCCAGACUUUUUCCGCUCUCUGUAGAAUUGUUAAUGAUCCAAUUAUCAUAAAAUUGCUGCUGUCAUACUGUGGCAGUACGAAACACACUGUUAUAUCAUAUAUGGCAUGCUAAUAUGAAGAAAAGGAUCUAGAACACGAAUAAGUACCAACACAACGGUCAUAUAUUUACAUAAAUCUUGAAAUACACUGACCCGCCAAAAUAACCGGAUUGUUUAAAUAUGUUAUAGCCUUAUUCUUUAAGAAUGUCGCUGUAAUAAUAUUGUUUAAUAGUUUUAAAAUAGUUUCAGAACAACAAUAAUAUUGUUGCUAGACAGGUAAAUGGUCAUUGUAUACCGGGUGUACCAAUCGAACUGUGAUUUUUCUCAAAGUUCGCAACACCCUGUGGAACAUUUUAGCAUUUAUAAAAUACUGAAAUUGAAACCCAACUAUAGCCUCAGAUUUCUUAACAAUUUGUUUUUUGAUUCAUUCGCUUAUGUUAUAAGGAUUCAUUCGGAUAAUAAUAAAAAAAAUAUGAAAAAAAAAUUUUUAAGAAACGCUUUUCUUUAGUUACAAGUUACUAAAAUUAAAAAUAUUAUAAAAAAUCAACCAAAAAGCAAAAAAUAAAAAAAAAUGAAAAAAUCUAACACAUUCGUCAAAGAAAAGCGUGGCGCGUCUUCAUAAAAUAAAAGGUUUUCGCCCCACGCUUUUCUUUAACGAAUGUGUUAGAUUUUUUCAUUUCUUUUUUAUUUUUUGCUUUUUGGUUGAUUCUUUUAUAAUAUUUUUAAUUUUAGUCACUUGUAACUAAAGAAAAGCGUUUCUUAAAUUUUUUUUUCAUAUUUAUUUAUUUUUUAAUUUUUAGUCUUACACGUUUCAAACAAUAAAAUAUAUCGUCAUGUUUAUUAAAAUAUGUAUAAAACAUAUAAUGUACAAACAUGAAAAGUAGUCGGAAUCAGCAAAAAAUUUAAAACUUUAUUAUUUAUUUAUGAAGCAUAACGUAAACAAUUAACGUAAAAAGUGAAAGUAUAUAUAAUUCAAAUAAUUAGCUACAAUCUGUAAAAGUUUCAAGUUUCUUCAUUGUAAAAAACAAUAGAAUUUAAGCAUUUUCCGUUAAAAUCGUUUUUUAUUUAAACAAUUAAUAAACAUAAAAAAAAUUUUAUUCACUAUUCGUGUAUUGUUCCGGAGAAUGCAUAUGUUUGCAAAUUUUUAGUCAUUUGCAUUGAAGAAAAGGCAGUCAAACUAACGUCCAAAGAUUUGACCCAAACGAUUGAACUAAAGAAAAGCGUUUAAUUAAUUAAUACGUAAAAACGAAUUCUAAUGUUAAUUGUAGCACAAAACGCCUCUACCGGUGGUUUUUCUACGAUAAAAACACGAAUUUUUUUAACUCGAGUUUUGGCUGAAGUUUUGUUUCGUAUCGUAUGGUAUCGUAUUGAAAUUUGACACGAAUAAGCGCCGAUUUUUAUAUAAACAAAUAUAUGAGCGUUCAAAAUUUGAAACCUUAUUGUUUAUUUAUGAAGCAUAACGUAAACAAUUAACGUAAAAAGUGAAAUUGUGUAUAGUUAAUAUCAUUAGCUACAAUCCGUAAAAGUUUCAAGUUUCUACAUUGUAAAAACAAGAGAAUUUAAGCAUUUUCCAUUAAAAUCGUUUUUUUUAUAUUUAAACACUUAAAAAACACAAAAAUUUUUUUUAUUGACUAUUCGUGUAUUGUUCCCGCGAAUGCAUAUGUCUGCAAAUUUUCAUUCAUUUGCAUUGAAGAAAAGGCAGUCAAAUUAACGUCUAAAGAUUUGACGCAAACCAUUGAACUAAAGAAAAGCGUUUAAAAAGCGUUUAAUAAAAAAGUUAGGUACUAUAACAACUAGCCAUGUUUUUCAUCAAUAUAAUAUCCUCAUUUUCUGCUUAGUUUCUUAGUUCUAUGGUUCGUAUGGUUCCUAUAAUGGUUUGGGGAGGAAUUUUUUUAACAGGACGGACAGAUCUUGUUCCUUUACGUGGCAGUUAUUUAAGCAGUGAAAGGUACUUAACCGAUAUUUGACAAUUUAAUAAAUUAAUUAUUUGACAUUUAUCAAAUUACUAAAUUCUCAUAGCCUACUUUAGGCUUGUUUAUUAAACUAAGCACAAAAUGAGGAUAUAUUGAUGAAAAACAUGGAUAGUUGUUAAAGUACCUAACUUGUUUAUUAUCCAACAUAAGCGAAUGAAUCAAAAAACAAAAUGUUAAGGAAACCUGAGGCUAUGGUUAGGUUUUAGUUUCAGUAUUUUAUAAAUGCUAGAAUAUUCUACAGGCUGUUGCGAACUUUUAGAAAAAAAAACACAAUUUGAUUAGUACACCCGGUAUACAAUGACAAUUUACCUGUCUAUUAGCAACAAUAUUAUUACAGCGAUAUUCUUAAAGAAGAAAGGCUAUAACAUAUAUAACUUAAAUCAGACAACAGAUUUUGGAAAUUUGCGUUAAUUCCUUGGAGAAGGGUAUAUUAGUGUUCCGUUAUUUUGGCGGGUCAGUGUAUAAUAUCUCACUAAACGGGCAAAAAUAAUAUAAAUAGUGUAUUUAAUUCAUUUGUAUGUCAUUGUGUAUCGAAAAUUAUUACAUUUAAAUAUAGAAAAUUUAUUGAAUUGUGAACAGCCGUAAUUAUAAAAAAUAUAUAUGAUUUUAUUUGAUGCGAUUGUUUUAAGAAAGUUGAACAAUAGAGACAAUUUAUUAGAUCAAGUAAAUAUUUGUGCAAUAAAAAUUACAUUUAUUAUCAA